UCUGUUUUGUUGGGGUACAACAGCUCCUCAACUAGGAUCUACAAACCAGCUCUUGAAGGAAAUGGGUUCUAAAAAGCAAAUGGGCUACAAGUGUCGCAUAGCAGGAGUGCUGCUUCUACUUUUGGCCAGCAUUGCUGCCCUUGUUGCUGUUGCUGUCAUCCAGGACACGUGGAAGUUCAAAGAGUACAGCUUAGAGUAUGGCAUAGUGAUAGACUCCGGCUCAUCACGUUCCAAUGUGCACCUGUACGAGUGGCCGGGGGAGAAGCAGAAUGAAACAGGAGUUGUGACCGAGAUAAUCAACUGUCGCGUUUCUGGUGCUGGUAUCUCGGAGAUGAAAGUUGACCCACAGAAAGAUGAAGCCUCGUGGAAUGGAUUCCGUGAAUGCAUGCGCAACGUCACAAAAGCCAUUCCUGUUGAAAAACACAAAACCACACUUCUCUUUCUGGGAGCGACUGCUGGAAUGAGACUGCUGCAUGAGAAGGAUGAACAGAAGUCCGAUGAAAUCCUGGGAAGUCUCAGAGAAUACCUGAACACGUUGCCUUUCAACUUCCAAAAAGCUUCCAUCCUUUCUGGUCAAGAAGAAGGUCUGUACGGGUGGGUCACGGUCAACUACCUCAUGGGAAACCUCCUAACGAAAAACCUUUGGAACCUCUACGCAAACCCCGAAGGUGAAAAGACGAUAGGGUCCAUGGACCUCGGUGGAGCGUCUACACAGAUUGCCUUCGCAGUCCAGGAGGAUUUAAGGGGACCUGACUACUUGCAUGUCAAACUGUACGGUUACCCUUACAAUGUCUACACACACAGUUUCCUCUGCUAUGGCAAAAAUGAGGCUGGGAAGAGGAUUCUGGACAAAAUAGUGAAGGAAUCAUCCGACCCAUCCUACAUUAUUAACCCCUGCUACCCUGAAGGUUACAACGUCACCAUGAUGGCCUCAGAAAUUUAUGACACAGAGUGCACAAAGAAGCCAAAGGACUACAACCCAGAUCGAGAACUCUUCAUGGUGGGAACCUCCAACUCAGACAAGUGUGGCAGCUUAGUGAAGUCCAUCUUUGAUUUCAAAACGUGUUCCUCACCCCAGUGUUCCUUCGAUGGGGUCGAGCAGCCACCCGUCGUUGGAGAUUUUAUGGCAUAUUCAGGGUUCUUCUACACUGCGAGGGGGCUCGGGAAUGAGGGAGCAACAGAUCUCAUUACGUUCAACAACUCAGUUAGGAAAUUCUGCCAGUCCCAUUGGACAGUGCUGAGGGCAUCUGAGGAAAGGAAAAUGAUCUCUGAUCACUACCUUAAGACUUACUGUUAUUCAGGUCACUACGUCUUCGCAAUGCUGGCGGAUGGAUACAAGUUUGACAAGGAGACCUGGAAAAACAUUAACUUCCAAAGAGAGGUGAAGAAAACCAGCAUAGUUUGGAGUUUGGGCUACAUGCUGAGUAUGUCCAACAUGAUCCCGUCUGAAGUGAAAGAAAUCCCGCCCCUGACCAACCCUGUCUUUGUCGGCCUCAUUUUUCUAUUUUCAGCUCUAAUAAUCAUAACUGUUGUCUUUGUUUUCGUGUUCCUCAUUCGCGCUUGCUACUGAGAGUUUCAGUCACUAAGGAAUUGUUCUGCCAUUGUAAACCUCGGGGCUGCUGUCAACCUGCAAGUAGUGGGAGCGGGCUACAGCAGCAUUUGCCUAGGCACUGUAUUUUUUCAGCCCGAGCCAUUUACUGCCUUCAAUUUCAAUAAUGAGAGUUCACGAAAACCGAAGGAAAAGCCUCAAAAUGAAAACCUCUCGCUGUGUAUCCUUCUCCUGACUUUGAGUCUUUGAGCUCGCUUCACUUGUGUGACUGGUUUUAUUGAGCCAUUAUAAAAAACCUAAAACAUGAAUGAUGCACAGAUAAUAUAAUGGAACCCAGAUAUGUCCACUAGUCGCAGAUUGUGCAAUCUUAAAAUGCCGCUGCAUUUACGAUUGUGUGAUUACAGACAUGGACCCUCAGGCAAACCAUGAGCUAUUCACUCACUGAUUGAUUCUGUAUUAUACAUGUAAUUGCACUUAAUGGGUUUCUCUUUACAUACAGUAGGAUGGCCCUUUGCCAUGGCCCCUUUUGCUCGAAAUAACAUACCCAAACUAAAAAAGGUGUAUCUCAGCAACCACAAAGGCUAUUUGAAUAAUGUUGGUGUU
Molecule: messenger RNA, 2152 nt
Organism: Cyclopterus lumpus (lumpfish)
Lineage: Eukaryota; Metazoa; Chordata; Actinopteri; Perciformes; Cyclopteridae
Gene: entpd3
Product: ectonucleoside triphosphate diphosphohydrolase 3
Exons: 10
Coding region: 62-1570 (502 amino acids)
Biological process (GO): nucleoside diphosphate catabolic process
Cellular component (GO): plasma membrane
Molecular function (GO): GDP phosphatase activity; UDP phosphatase activity
Source: RefSeq, a predicted model, not a curated record